AUGCUCAACGACAAAGUCUUUGCCAAAGAUAUCGCUGCUACAGCCAUAACCGGCAAGGACGCAUGGAACAGACCUUCACCCCAACCGAUAACUAUUUCUGUUAGUCUAGAUACCGAUUUUCACCAAGCGUCUGUGACUGACAACUUGAAGUACUCGUUGAACUAUGCUGUGAUUUCCAGAAACAUCUCUGAAUUCAUGAAAGCCAACGAACACAGAAACUUCAAGUCCUUAGGGAACAUCGCUGAAUCUGUAAGUGAAAUUGUUCUAGAUCAGAAGAAAGGAGGAGGAUCCAAAGCUGAAGUUGUAGUCAAAAGUGUCAAGUCUGAGAUCAGAGCUGACAGUGUUGAGUACAGGUUGAGCCGUUCUAAAACUGAUUCUGAACCAAUUCCUGAUGAAAUCGCCGUCAGAGGUUUACGUUUGCUUACAAUCAUUGGUGUUUUUACAUUUGAACGAUUCCAGAGACAGAUUGUAGAUAUAGAUUUGCAACUCAAGUUGCACAAGGAAUCAGACGUGUCUAUACAUGAGAUCAUAGAUGAUGUUGUUUCCUAUGUAGAGCUGUCGAACUUCAAGACUGUAGAAGCAUUGGUGAUGAAAAUUGGUCAGUUGAUCUUCCAGAACCACCAAAAAGGUGUAACCUCUGUAUUUGCUAAAGUAACCAAACCCAAUGCCAUCAGCUAUACCGAAGGAGUUGGAGUGUCUUCCUUGAUGACCAAGGCUUCUUUUGAGGGUGUAGAACCAAUUCCUAAGUCAGAUGGAUUUUCCACUCAUUUGCACCCUUCAGAAAAGUUCAAUCUUCCCACUGCUGCUGAAGAUGCCGAGAGUCAAGCUAACGAAGAGCACGUAGCAUAUAUAGCAUUUGGAUCCAAUGAAGGUUGCCAGGUAGAAAAUAUCCAGACAGCUUUGAAAUUGUUGGAAAAAUAUGGUGUAAAGGUUCAGUCCACUUCGUCGUUAUAUAUUUCCAAGCCUAUGUACUACUUGGACCAGCCAGACUUCUACAAUGGAGCUGUGAAGGUGACUUUUAAGAACAAAAGCCCACACGACUUGUUGGCCAUACUUAAGAAGAUAGAGUACGAAGACAUCAACCGAAAGAAAGAGUUCGACAAUGGUCCUCGUUCUAUAGAUUUGGAUAUAAUACUCUACGACGAUAUCAGUGUUAACCACGAAGACCUAAUUAUUCCUCAUAAGUUGAUGUUGGAAAGGACGUUUGUGUUGCAGCCCAUCUGUGAAUUAUUACCUCCAGACCAUAUUCACCCAGUCAGUGCUGAGCCUAUCCAUAACCAUCUUCUGCAGCUUCUCUUGAGUAAGCCCAACGAGUCUGUCCAAGAGUCAUCGGAUUUGUUGCAGUUAAUUCCGGUUCCGCGACUCGAUAACAAGGACACUAUCUUGAAGUUUGACCAGUUGAAGAAUCUGCACUCCACUUUAAUAAUGGGAAUUGUGAACAUAACACCAGACUCGUUUAGUGACGGAGGUGUGAACUUUUCCAAAUCUGUAGACGAGGUCUUGAAGACAGCAAAGAGUCUCAUUGGCGAUGGUGCACAUAUCUUGGAUAUAGGGGGUGUCUCUACUAGACCUGGCAGUAAGGAACCUACUGAAGAAGAAGAGUUGCGGAGAGUGGUGCCUCUUGUAAAGGCUAUAAGAGCUUCAUCAGAUAAACAAUUGUCGUCUUGUUUAAUUUCUGUAGACACUUACAGAGCCAAAGUGGCAGAAGAGUGUUUGAAAGCUGGUGCCGACAUCAUCAACGACAUUUCAAUGGGCUUAUAUGAGGAAGCUAUAUUUGAUGUAGUAGCAAAAUAUGGCUGUCCUUACAUUAUGAACCACACCCGGGGUACGGCUGCUACGAUGAGUAAGCUUACGAAUUACGAGUCCAACACUAACGAUGACAUCAUCGAAUAUCUAGUGGAUCCCAUUUUGGGCCAUCAGGAGUUAGAUUUGACGCCCGAAGUGAAUAACCUUAUCAACGGAGUUUCCCGCGAACUCAGCUUGCAGAUGCUCAAGGCGUUCGACAGAGGUGUGAGAAAAUGGCAGAUCAUUGUCGACCCCGGAAUCGGCUUUGCCAAAGACUUAUCGCAGAAUCUACAACUCAUCAAGCACGCUUCUCUUUUCAAGCAGUACUCGGUACAAGUGAACGUCGAUAUCAGCGAUAGCAAUCACCGUAAUGCUAGCAAUGGUAUCAAACAUAUGUAUGUCAGUUUCAAUGGCCUAGCUACUUUGUUGGGUACGUCUCGUAAAAAAUUCUUGGGCUCCAUUGUCAAUCAACCUGAGGCUUCCAAGCGUAUGGUCGCUACUGCAGCUUCAGUUAUAGCAUGCAUACAGCAGAAAACUGAUAUUGUCCGUGUACAUGAUGUCAAGGAUAUAAAGGAAGCUGUGUUAACGGGAGACGCUAUCUACAGAGAUCUGUACAAGAAAUCGUAAUAGCCUACUGUGGCUACCGUGACGAAUGGAGCAACGGAGCGACUAGAUAGUCCAGAAUGCCACUAUAUAAUCGUACCUUGGUGAUAUCUAGUUGACGGAUGUCUCGAUAUUAGAACUGGUGACUUUAUAGUACCAAAUAAUUCCAUUGUCUAGCAAAUAACUUAUCUACGAAAUAAUCUG
Messenger RNA from Scheffersomyces stipitis CBS 6054, 2592 nucleotides. It is a transcript of the gene FOL1, whose product is annotated as trifunctional dihydropteroate synthetase/dihydrohydroxymethylpterin pyrophosphokinase/dihydroneopterin aldolase. Gene Ontology annotation, cellular component: mitochondrial envelope. Gene Ontology annotation, biological process: tetrahydrofolate biosynthetic process. The record is from RefSeq and is a predicted model, not a curated record. The transcript has a single exon. Bases 1 to 2412 code for a protein of 803 amino acids. Gene Ontology annotation, molecular function: 2-amino-4-hydroxy-6-hydroxymethyldihydropteridine diphosphokinase activity; dihydroneopterin aldolase activity; dihydropteroate synthase activity. NCBI's taxonomy places the organism in Eukaryota, Fungi, Ascomycota, Pichiomycetes, Serinales, Debaryomycetaceae.